AAAUUAGCCCCUCCACUUCACGGUCAGCCCCACUCCCCUGACGGAAAGCACCCGUAUCUCGGCCCAAAACUCUCUCUCUCUCUCUCUCUCUCUCUCUCUCUCUGUAUAUAUGUUUUUGUAAAGAAUGGUACAUGGCCAGAUGGUAAAUAAUUUGGGAAGCAGAAAAGGGCAAAACGGCCGUGUGAAAUGGAUGGGUAGCAGUGAAGCACGGCGGUAAAAGGAAUUCCAGAACUUCCAGUUCCUUUAAACUUUCGUUUUCCGAUUCGGAAUUUCAUUUCAUUUCAUUACCUGCACCCGACCAGAAUUAUCGCCUAUUAAGUCUCCUGUGAAGUUUCCCAAUUGGGGUCUGAUUGUACUGCCAGAUUUUACUCCAGGGAUUCAGUGUGCAUUACAGCCUCAUGACUUCUUCUGCAAAUGAUCUUUCCGAUAAUAGUGAAGCUGAUGAGCAGCAAAAGCAUUCAGAAUCUCAGAUUCAGUCUUUGUCUCCUGCAACUGGAAUGUCUCAUCCUGGUAUUAGUAGUCAAAAUGUUCAGUAUCAAACACCUCAGCAGCUUGGAGCAGCGCAUGCUUUGGCACCAGCAGUAUACCCAUAUCCAGAUCCCUAUUAUAGAAGCAUCUUUGCCCCAUAUGAUUCACAGCCAUAUCCUCCACAAACCUAUGGUCAACCGAUGGUCCAUCUUCAGUUAAUGGGAAUUCAGCAAGCUGGGGUUCCUUUGCCUUCAGAUGCAGUUGAGGAACCUGUUUUUGUGAAUGCGAAACAAUAUCAUGGCAUUAUGCGGCGUCGACAGUCUCGUGCAAAAGCUGAAUUGGAAAAUAAAGUUCUCAAGUCACGAAAGCCAUAUUUGCAUGAAUCUCGACAUUUGCAUGCAUUGAGAAGAGCUCGAGGAUGUGGGGGUCGGUUUCUCAAUUCAAAGAAAAAUGGGAACCAACAGAAUGAGGUGGCAUCAGGUGACAAAUCACAGUCCAACAUCAAUCUCAACUCUGAUAAAAAUGAUAUUGCUUCCUCAGAUGGCACAUCUUGAGCUUUUGGAAGCAACGCAUGCGAUGGGCUGCAUGAACCCGUUAUUCAUAAACAGUGUCAAUUAGCCAAGGUUCUAUUCCGGCCCCAAAAGUCUCACUAUUGCUUCCUUCUGAAUCUAUACUUAGAAUCCAUAGUAUGUAUAGCUUAUCCCGUAGCCAGUUUGUAGGGAGGUUGCAGAAAUAGUGUUGUUGAAGUGCGGUAACUAUUAUCUUCUCCAUGAUGGAUUUUCUUGAAGGCUUGUCCUUUUUUUUUUCCCUAUGAGAGUGAUGGUUAGCCUGCUGUGUGGGCAUAUAUCUUUGUGAUUAAAUCUGUGGCAAAGCCAAGACUUCCUAACAUCAAAGUUGUGUCAUGUGGAUUGUUUGGUUAUGUAUAUCAUUAGCUUUGCAAAGAUUAGAUUGGCCAUUGGUGUUUGUAUCAGGCCUCGGAUUCUGUUGUCAGCUGGGAGAAUAAGUUAGAUUUGUUUUUUUUUUAGAUUGUGUUGAGUCUAUGGGGGUGCUUGUCAUAGUAUUUUGUAAUGUAUUUAUUUGUACAGAGUUGUAUGGCUAAUGGAAGUGUUAGCAUCUUCUUUGAA
Molecule: messenger RNA, 1592 nt
Organism: Carya illinoinensis
Lineage: Eukaryota; Viridiplantae; Streptophyta; Magnoliopsida; Fagales; Juglandaceae
Product: nuclear transcription factor Y subunit A-7-like
Exons: 6
Coding region: 399-1022 (207 amino acids)
Biological process (GO): regulation of transcription by RNA polymerase II
Cellular component (GO): CCAAT-binding factor complex
Molecular function (GO): DNA-binding transcription factor activity, RNA polymerase II-specific; RNA polymerase II cis-regulatory region sequence-specific DNA binding
Source: RefSeq, a predicted model, not a curated record